AUGGAAACAUUAUAUCAUCAGACAAAUCAGCUCAUCCAAGAGACAACAGAACUGUUUCAAAAAUUGGAGAGAGAUCCAUCCAAUUUCAAAGACAUAGAAAAUGCUAUUCAAUCUAAAAUUAAUGCAAUUAGUGCAAAUUGCGAGAAGUUGGAUAUUUAUGUAUAUAAAACACCAGUAAACCAGAGGCCCAUGGCAAAAAUGCGGGUUGACCAACUGAAGUAUGAUAAUCGACAUAUCCAGGCAUCACUCGCAAAUAGUCAAACUAAGAGGCAAAGACGGGAGCAGGAGCUCUAUGACAGAGAUCAAUUGCUGAGUCGUAGAUUUGGCCAUGACCACACUGCCAUAAAUGUGGACUACAUAGGCCAGGAGCAAGUCUCUUUGCAGAAUUCACACAGAAAUGUUGAUGAGAUGAUACACACAGGUACAAGUAUUCUGGAGACGUUGAAGUAUAACCGAGAGACAUUAAAAGGAGCACACAGAAGAAUCAUAGAUUUGGCGAAUACAUUAGGGUUGUCAAACGCAACUAUAUCACUUAUAGAAAAAAGAGUGUCACAGGAUAAAUACGUUUUGUUCGGCGGGAUGUUCGUGACGUUAGCUGUGAUCGUUCUUGUUGUAAUGUAUUUGACGUAG
This is a messenger RNA of Arctia plantaginis, 630 nucleotides long. The record is from the annotation of a GenBank genome assembly. Lineage: Eukaryota; Metazoa; Arthropoda; Insecta; Lepidoptera; Erebidae.